AUGAACGCCAGCCGCCAGCGUCACCCCGACUACCUCGUCAUCUUCCGGCCGCUCUUCGCCCAAGCUCUGGCUGCGCCUAUCCGUACCUUAAGACUAAAGACCACCAUCGACGGCCACUUCUCGCUGCGCUGCAAUCGGAUACCCGAGCUUAGACUGCUCACCACAAACGAAGCAUCACCCAUCCGAGGCCGUCACAGCGGCGCGCUCUGCCGACCUCGACCAGCCUAUCUGGACCUUCGAGCUCGACUUGUGCCCCCUACUUGCUCCCCCACACCACCUGACCUGGACGACGCCUCGCAUUCCGCAUUCCACAUUCCUCCAGGGCCCAUCAUGAACGGCACUCAACAGACCCAAGACGUCGUCGCACAACAACCAUUACAGCCAGCAGCCGCCAAUGCCAAUGCCAACGCCAACGCCAAUGGUUCGUCGACGGCGGCCAAGAAGCGCAAGAAGGACAGCCUGAAGCCUAUCAUUACCACCGAGACACCACCCGCCCCAAGCUUCACUUACACAGGACAUUAUCACCUUUUUAUCCUCCACCAUCCGCACCAUUACCCCUCUAUCCUGUCUAAAAGCGCCGCGCCCGGUGCCGCACGUUCUUCCCUGCGCUCUGUGGCGGGGCGGAGUACGGGGGCAAGCAACACAGACCAAGCGAGUUUGAGCCUGUCAAGUCCGACAGGCCCUGUCCAAGUCCAAAUCCAGUCCAGUUCAGUUCGGUCCAGUCCGAGUUGGCACAGCGGAAGCAGAGGGCAGCGUCCAGUCAGUGUGCCCAGCACCGCGCCGCGCAGCUUGUCUCACACCCGGUCUGCGGACCGCUUUCGAAGGACGCUGCGACACCGCUGUCAAAAAACGUGGAAGAAGAGCACGACGAGACGACAGACGACGAAUACUUGGGGAUCCAUACAGUGGGACCAACGCUGGUACCCGACGACAUGGUGGCUCCGGAUUGGACGCUACCGUUGCCGUUGCACAGGGAAGCCAUUGGUCAGGCCUGAGAUGGACGUUUGGCGCGCUGAACGUCAGCCAAAGAAUGGGCGGCUCCCCCACGCCGCAAAUAUUACGGGUCGCCAGCUGUUGCCACCACCGACCGGUACCUCAGCAGGAGCAACAGCAGCAGCAGCACCACCACUCCACCACCACAACCACAGAUGCGCAGCACUUUGGAAGUUGGAGGUGCAUGUUCUUGAGAUCUUGUGGUGGCAUGUCGGCAAUGUUGGCAAUGUUGGCAUGCUAGGUGCGUCGACCGGUGCGGGAGCGUUUCUGGCGCCACCUCUGGUCGAGCGAGACAUGACCGUCACCGUCGUUGACCAUGGUCAACGCAGACUCAACUGGACUGACUGA
Molecule: messenger RNA, 1341 nt
Organism: Colletotrichum orchidophilum
Lineage: Eukaryota; Fungi; Ascomycota; Sordariomycetes; Glomerellales; Glomerellaceae
Exons: 4
Coding region: 1-1341 (446 amino acids)
Source: RefSeq, a predicted model, not a curated record